AUGCCGGCCAAGACGCCUGUUAGCUACCCCUCUGAGAUGGAGGGCAUUGAUUCUCACGAUGCCAUGACUGAGUCUGGCUAUGUUAGUGCUGGCUCUGGCUCCAGCGAGGACUACGUCCCCGAGAUUGUCUUUACCAAGCCUCAUCUUCAGUUCCUCAACCGCCAGUUACAAUUCCUUGAGCCACAAGAGAUCCUGAGAUGGUGCAUUACUUCUCUGCCCCACCUUUUCCAGACCACUGCUUUCGGUCUCACUGGUCUUGUUACCCUGGAUAUGCUAUCCAAGUUGGAGGUGCCCCGCCCCCAGAUGGUCGACCUCAUCUUCCUUGACACUCUUCACCACUUUGACGAGACCCUGUCUCUGGUCGACCGUGUCCGCAGACGCUACCCCAACAACAACAUCCACGUGUACAAGCCUGCUGGUGCUGAGACCGCCGAAGAGUUCAAGGCCAAGUACAGUGACCGCCUCUGGGAAACUGACGAUGCUCUCUACGACUGGGUUGCCAAGGUCGAGCCUGCCCAGCGUGCCUACCGUGAAAUGAAUGUCCACGCUGUCCUCACUGGCCGCCGCCGUAGCCAGGGUGGCAAGCGUGGUGACCUCGACAUCAUCGAAGUUGACGAGGCUGGCCUUAUCAAGAUCAAUCCCAUGGCCAACUGGUCUUUCGACCAAGUCAAGGCAUACGUCAAGGAGCACGACGUUCCAUACAACGAGCUACUCGACCGUGGCUACAAGAGCAUUGGUGACUGGCACUCCACCCAGCCCGUUGCCGAUAACGAGGACGAGCGGUCCGGUCGCUGGAAGGGUCAGCAGAAGACCGAGUGUGGUAUCCACAACCCUCGCUCCAAGUAUGCCCAGUACCUGAUGGAGAUGGAACGCAAGCGCCAGGAAGAAGCCCUAUCUCAGGCUCUGCAGUCCCAAGUGGCUCCUGUUUAA
Messenger RNA from Penicillium antarcticum, 930 nucleotides. RefSeq names its product phosphoadenylyl-sulfate reductase (thioredoxin) (gene met16). NCBI's taxonomy places the organism in Eukaryota, Fungi, Ascomycota, Eurotiomycetes, Eurotiales, Aspergillaceae. Gene Ontology annotation, cellular component: cytoplasm. The transcript is spliced from 2 exons. Bases 1 to 930 code for a protein of 309 amino acids. The record is from RefSeq and is a predicted model, not a curated record. Gene Ontology annotation, molecular function: phosphoadenylyl-sulfate reductase (thioredoxin) activity.